UCGAUUUUUAUUGCACCCUUUGGUCUACCACUUCCUCUGAGGCCUGAGCUUUCUCUUUCUAGAAACUCCCAAACCCAAAAAUCCUUCAGAAUUCACCAACUCACUCCAAACCGGGAACCCUUCAUUUUCACUCACCCCAAAUCACUCAUUUCUUUUUCUGCGUUGCCGCUGAAGCUAAAUUCAUCUCUUUUGGACUUGAAUUUGUGUAAAUGGAUGAACAACCUUCUGUGAGUGAGGAUGGGGACAUGAAUCAAAUUGUAGAGAGUUCUAAUAGUAAAGAGGUAACUACAACUGAAGGAAGUUCUGAUAUGGAACCAUAUGUAGGCAUGGAAUUUGAAUCUGAAGAGUCUGCCAAGGUGUUUUAUGAUGCAUAUGCUACACGCUUGGGAUUCAUGAUGCGUGUUGAUGCCUUUCGACGUUCAAUGCGUGAUGGGAAGGUAGUUUGGCGCCGGCUUGUAUGUAAUAAAGAAGGAUUUCGCAAGUUAAGGCCUAGAAGAAGUGAAAAUAGGAAGCCUCGAGCAGUAACAAGAGAAGGAUGUAAAGCCAUGAUAGUGGUAAAGAAAGAAAAAACAGGAAAAUGGAUUGUAACAAGAUUUGUAAAGGAGCAUAAUCAUCCACUAGUAGCCACACCUUCUAAUGGUCGUCGAACUGUGCUUUUAUCUCAAACACCAGAUGAGAAAGAUGUAAAAAUUCGAGAAUUGACUGCUGAACUACAACGAGAGCGAAAGCGAUCUGCAGCUUACCAACAACAACUUGACAUGGUUUUGAGAGAGAUGGAAGAGCACUCGAAUCACCUAUCAAGAAACAUUGAGGACAUAGUGCAAAGUGUGAGAGAAAUCGAAUCAAAGAGGCAUUUUUACACUGCAACACUUUGUAUUCUUUAUGCUUGGUGGAGACCCAUAUUGCAUAAAACAUGGGUUGUACAUAAAUGAACAGAGCAAGAAGCACAAUUCCCCAUAGUGAUCCAACUGCACUAAAAGCACAUUGACCGCGACAAGACCUAUAUCCACCCUUAUCGGGAUGACUUUAGCCAUGGAAGGUGCUAAAAAUAUAAUCCCAACAAUGGACGCUACAGCUGAUAAGUAGAGCAUAAAAUCUCUUCCCACCUUAAGGUGCAACUCUUGGAAUUUUUCUUUCUGGUAAAUGUUUAGAUAAACCUCGAGUGUUUUGGCUACCAAGCUUGAUGGGAGGAAACAAGCUAAAUGAUAUGAAGUCAUACACAGUACACUUGGGAUCUCAUGAACACCCUUCUUAAGCUUCUGAGGCUCAUCUUCAUGUAGUUACUGAUUCUCAUUAUGAUUUCUCACCUCUAUGUGAAGGUAUCAAGUUUCCUCCUUAAUUACUAUAAUUCUUAGACCAAAUGUAUGGUUAAUAUAUAUUGUAUAUGGUUACAUAUAUAUUGUAUAAUAUCUAUCUCAUGCAUAGUGAGAAAGCCAGAAAUGCAAUUUUUACAACUUUUCUUGAGUAGGAAGAGGCAAUUCAAAAUUGCAAGUAAUUGAGACUUAUUAAUAAUAACAUAUGUGUUUGAUUGAUGAUUGAUGAUUCAUCACACAGUAACUUAUAUUAAUUGUAAAGCGUUCAAAUA
Molecule: messenger RNA, 1585 nt
Organism: Jatropha curcas
Lineage: Eukaryota; Viridiplantae; Streptophyta; Magnoliopsida; Malpighiales; Euphorbiaceae
Product: Far-red impaired responsive (FAR1) family protein
Source: RefSeq, a predicted model, not a curated record